CAGUUUACCUUCACGCAUCUGAUAACGAAAAAUGACAAGUGGACAAUUUUUGAAUGUUUUCUUUCAUAUUGGAAUUGUAAUAUAUAGUGAAGGAAUAACUCUUUAUGAACCAACAUUCAUCAGUGAAUGGAAAACCGUGAAGGCACAAGAUGACAAAAAGUGUGAAUUAUACAUCUCUUUCCCGGACAAAGAAUUUCCCACAAGGACCACCCCUGUAAAAGUAAUAGUCGAAGUGAAAGUGGAAGAUGGCGGGGAAUCCUUCAUCUUUAACGCCUUCGGUUCCUCUCCUCGCGAUGACGAUUCACAGGAGAAAUAUGGCGGGGUUGUUUAUUUCUACAAUGCCACUGGUGUUCUUAUUUUCUUGACAAAUGAGUUUGAAAGAGAUCCUAACGAUGAAAAGAACGGUGAUGGCAAAGCUGUCUAUUUGGGUGAAGAAGAAUUUUGGUAUAAACCAACCUCUCACUUAGGCAAUGAAAUCAAAAAAGAAGUUGAUGAUGCAAAUGUUCGAGUGAAGAUGUGGCGACAGGACGAUUUACCUCCACAGUUCGAUUCGGGUUUUAUAUACACGAUGAAAUCAAGACAACAAACUGGAGUCCAAGAUAAUACUUACUUGGAGGUGCCGAUCAAUUUGACCUCUAGUCCUGAUAUGGUUGUAGUACAAGCUGCACCAGAACAAAAGUUUGAUGAAAUGCCAGGACUUAUAUCGGAAGGAAGUGGACUUCCGGGAUGUCUUCGUUGUGGCGAUGAAACUGGUGGACUGUCAUUUGCAUACAACGAUUCUCAUGUUCGACUGUGGGUUAAAUUGAACUAUCCGAUAACCAGUGCAGCAGAUGGAUGGGGAGACAAAGAUUAUCCAACUCCAAAUCGGUUAAUGUCCUAUGAAGUGAAAGUCAGGAUUCUUGCCUGGACUUUCGACAAUGCAGUGAACGCUUGUCAGUGGAAAGAAACAUCAACAACAGACAUAAGCGAUUCUGUCCAAACAACUCCGAAGAUGGUAUUCCCGCGCGAAGUAGUAAUUGAAGCCUCCCUUGUAAUGGCAUCGAUUCGUCCCGUGGAUGGUCCAAACAGAGGUUUUUCAUUUUACGGCACUGGUUCGAUAGUGAAUUCCGGGAAUUAUGACGGAACUGGUAGAUACACGGGUCUGGUGUUUGGUUACAACACUUUUGGGGUGUACGUCUGGAGGGUCAAACCUUCCCCAAGGGCCUUUGUAUUUGAUAUUGAUAGUCCUUGGGGAAGUGGAAACAAUAAUCAACGCACAAAUGACGUCAUAAUUGACAUCAUCGCCCUCGGAAUGAUGUCAAGAGGGACAUGCAACGAUACGGAUUUAACAAUUCCCAAAGGUACAGUCAACGAAGCCAGGGUAAGGCCGUGUAGGGGAGGUAAAGUAACCUGUGAUUAUGGGUUCCAUUACCUUAACAGCAGUUUCCAGGCGGCACAUUGUCAACUGAAUGCAGUCUGGAAUACAAAUAUACCAGAAUGCAUCGAAACGUUUUGUCCCAAUGAGGACACUCCCGACAAUAGCACUGUUGUAUCAGUAAAGUAUACGGUGGAUGGAGAACUUGUACAUGCUUGUGACCCCGGAUUUUAUCUCUUGGCUGGAAAUCUAAGUAGAUUCUGUUUACCAAAUGGGACAUGGAGUGGAGAUCCGCCUGUAUGUGAAGAGAUUCUAUGUCCUGCGUUAACGGAUCCGACAGAUGGCACUGUUGUUUUAAUUUCUGGUAGAUCCAUCAACGACGAGGCUGUUUAUAACUGCAAUCCAGGCUUUGAAAUAACUGGCGGUAAUCUCACUCGAACCUGUUUAGACACUGGAAUAUGGAACGGUAUUGCUGCCGUAUGUACAGAGGUAUUUUGCCCUAUUCUUCCUAAUCCGAGUUUUGGCACUGUUACUGUAACGAAUCCUAUGAGCCCAGAUGUCGCUGCGUUGACACAAGUAACUGUGAACGCAUCAGCUACUUUUUCUUGUACACCUGGCUUCACUUUAUCUGAAGUUGUGGUACUAACUUGUCUUAUCACCGGAAGUUGGAAUGGAACCUCUCCAGACUGUUCCCCAAUAGUCUGCCCAGACACGGUUACUCCUCCUAAUAUCACGUUGCUGGCGAUGAACCGGGAAGUAAAUGGAACCUUACAAUACAGCUGUUUACCAGGUUUCUAUAAUUCGGCGGGAAAUCUGAGCAGAACGUGUAUGUUGGAUGGUCAAUGGAGCGGGGAUCCCCCAGUAUGUUCAGAGAUUCUAUGUCCUGCGUUAACGGAUCCGACAGAUGGCACUGUUGUUUUAAGUUCCGGUAGAUCCGUCAACGACGAAGCUGUUUAUAACUGCAAUUCAGGCUUUGAAAUAACUGACGGUAAUCUCACUCGAACCUGUUUGGACACUGGAAUAUGGAACGGUAUUGCUGCCGUAUGUACAGAGGUAUUUUGCCCUAUUCUUCCUAAUCCGAGUCAUGGCACUGUUACUGUAACGCAUCCUAUGAGCCCAGAUGUCGCUGCGUCGACACAAGUACCUGUAAACGCAUCAGCAACCUUUUCUUGUACACCUGGCUUCGUUUUAUCUGAAGUUGUGGUACUAACUUGUCUUGUCACCGGAAGUUGGAAUGGAACCUCUCCAGACUGUUUCCCAAUAUUGUGUCCAGAAACGGUUACUCCCCCUAAUGCCACAUUGAUGGGGCUGAACACGGAAGUUAAUGGAACCGUACAAUACAGCUGUUUACCAGGUUUCUAUAAUUCCGCGGGAAAUCUGAGCAGAACGUGUAUGUUGGAUGGUCAAUGGAGCGGGGAUCCUCCAGUUUGUUCAGAAAUUCUCUGUCCGUCAUUGACCCCUCCUCCAAACGGAGGCCUCAUCCAGGACACCUCUAUAGGCGGUACAGCUAAAUACAGCUGUAACCCCGGGUUUCAGUUUGCUGGUGGAAACUCAUAUCUGACGUGUCAGGACGACGGAACGUGGUCUGGAGACCCUAUACUUUGUAUUGAAAUAUUAUGUCCAGCUAUAAAAAAUCCAGAAAAUGGAAAAGUUACAUUGUUGAAGAACAUCUCCAUGACAAAUACCUGGGUAUCUGGUGUUCCGGUUAACACUAGCGCCUCUUUCUCCUGUAACCCUGGAUACUAUAUAGCGGCGUCUGAGUCUAUCUUCGAACGCACCUGUCUCAUAAAUGGAAGCUGGGAUGGGGCACCAUUCAGUUGCUCAGAAAUCCUAUGUCCAGAACUGGUUGAGGAACCGAAUACCACAAUUACACACAUGGAUCGAUCAAUAAACGGAACAGUGAACUAUAAAUGCAACAAAGGGUAUAUUCUGGCAAACGGAAGUCUUCAGCGAAAAUGCAUGUCUUCUGGAAAAUGGGAUGGAAGACCUCCAAAUUGUACAGCUUUAGGAGAGUGCAUGUGUCCGUGUUCUAUGGUACACGAGCCAAAAUAUACAGACGUUAAUGACAAAGCAUUAAUCAGAGCGAUCGAGGAGAUGCAAGAAGAACUUGUUGUUCUAGAAACUUCGGCUGCUCUGAGAAAAAAGAUAUCGGUAAAAGACUUUCGACCUUCUACCAAUGCCUCUGGAACUGUUUGGGUGGUAUUUCUGUUAACGAUGGCUGCUUUCAUAGUUGUUCCUGACAUGUUAUCCGCUUUUAGGCAUGAGGAUAACGAAUGA
Messenger RNA from Saccostrea cuccullata (small rock oyster), 3631 nucleotides. RefSeq names its product sushi, von Willebrand factor type A, EGF and pentraxin domain-containing protein 1-like. The transcript has 20 exons. The coding region runs from base 32 to 3631 and encodes 1199 amino acids. Lineage: Eukaryota; Metazoa; Mollusca; Bivalvia; Ostreida; Ostreidae. The record is from RefSeq and is a predicted model, not a curated record.